AUUAGGACUUUUAGUAGGAGAUAGGGGAGAGAGAGAGAGAUGGCAGGUAGAUAUUGUUACGAGAAUGGUCUUCCAUUUUCAGCCAUGGUUACAGCAGAAUGCACAAACGUUGGCUUAAACAUCUUAUUCAAAGCAUCCUCUGAGAAAGGGUUGAGCUACUAUGUCUUUGUCCUCUACAUGUUUGCUAUUUCCACUCUUCUUCUCCUCCCUCUGGUCUUUGUCUUUCGUGGAACAACAGGGCUUCCUACAUUCAAGUUGUCUCUCCUCUAUAGAAUUUUCCUACUUGGACUACUUGGGUUUUCAGGUCAGUUAUGUAACUAUAAAGGCGUAGAAUUCAGCUCAGCAACUCUUGCUUCAGCCAUCAGCAACCUCACACCAGCUUUUACUUUCAUACUUGCUGUCAUUUUCAGGAUGGAAAAUCUAGCUUUGAGAUGCUCAAUCACACAGGCUAAAAUCAUGGGCACAAUAGUAUCAAUAUCAGGAGCAUUGGUAGUGGUUUUCUACAAGGGCCCUACAAUCAUAUCUUCAUCUCAGUCAACAUCUCUUUCACUUCAUUCUCCACAAGGCACAUCAGAAACACAGUGGGUGAUAGGUGGCCUUUUACUUGCUGCUUCGAAUCUUCUGUUUUCAGGCUGGUACAUUGUUCAGACCCAAGUUAUGAAAAUAUAUCCAGCAGAGAUAGUUGUGGUCUUCUUAUACCUCUUGUGUGCAACAAUUAUAUCUGCACCAGUAUGUUUAAUAGUAGAAGGAAACUUAAAUUCUUGGAUACUAAGGCCUGAUAUAACAUUGGUCGCCGUUAUAUACUCGGGAUUUUUUGGUUCAUCCUUCAACAGUGUUAUUCACACAUGGUGCUUGCACUUGAAGGGGCCUGUGUAUGUAUCAAUCUUUAAGCCAUUGUCAAUAGUCAUUGCUGCUGCUAUGGGUGUCAUAUUCCUUGGUGAUGCUCUCUAUCUUGGGAGCAUCAUUGGAGCAAUAAUAUUAUCAAUUGGAUUUUAUGGUGUCAUAUGGGCAAAAGCUAAAGAAGAAUUGAGACAAGACUAUUGCAGUGCUAGCUUGGGAUCUUCAUCUGAUGAUAAGACCCCUUUGUUGGAUAGCUACAAAUCUGAAGACGUAGAAUAGAUGUAUGCAUAUGAAUGAUAGUUGGUUAAAGAUUGCAUAGCACUGAGCUACUUGCAAUCUAAUACCUCAAUAAUUUUUUCAAUUGUACAGUAAAAGCACACCUCAUUGGAUAGCUACAAAUUUGAAGGCAUGUAGAAUAGAUGUAUGCAGAUGAAUGCUAGCUGAUUAAAGAUUGCAUAGCACCGAGCUGCUUGCAAUCUAAUACCUCAAUAGUUUUUUCAAUUUUACAGUAAAAGCACACCUCAUAAGGGUAAAAAUGUUUGCUGAUA
Messenger RNA from Quercus robur (English oak), 1388 nucleotides. Its product is annotated as WAT1-related protein At5g40230-like. Gene Ontology annotation, molecular function: transmembrane transporter activity. The transcript is spliced from 7 exons. Bases 40 to 1119 code for a protein of 359 amino acids. Gene Ontology annotation, cellular component: plasma membrane. The record is from RefSeq and is a predicted model, not a curated record. Lineage: Eukaryota; Viridiplantae; Streptophyta; Magnoliopsida; Fagales; Fagaceae.